AUGCCUUAUCCUGAGGAAGCGGAAGGUUUCCAGAUCGACAGCGCAGAGACAUGGACCGAAUUCCACAAGCGGCACUUCAAACUCAAGCCUUUUGGCGAAUAUGACGUGGACGUGAAAAUCUCAGCUUGCGGCGUCUGUGGGAGCGAUGUGCAUACAAUUACUGGAGGUUGGGGCUCUCAGCAUUUCCCGCUCGCGGUCGGACAUGAAAUUCUGGGGACAGCCAUUCGCGUGGGGUCCAAGGUGACGUUGAUCAAGGAAGGCGAGCGUGUAGGCGUGGGCGCCCAAUCCUUCUCCUGCGGCGAAUGUAAACAGUGUAAGAACGAGAACGAGACGUACUGCCCGAAUAUCAUGAUCGAUACUUAUGGAAGUAAAUGGCCCGAGGAGUAUGGCGGUGUUGUUUCUCAGGGUGGUUAUUCCAGCCAUGUCAGGACGAACGAGCGCUGGGUCUUCCCGAUCCCCGAGAAGUUGGAUACCAAUAUCGCCGCUCCUAUGCUGUGUGCCGGUCUCACGGCAUACAGUCCACUUGUGAGAAACGGAGCCGGACCGGGGAAGAAGGUCGGCAUUAUUGGGCUUGGAGGCAUAGGGCAUUUCGGGAUCUUGUUUGCAAAGGCACUGGGAGCAGAAGUGUGGGCGAUAAGCCGAUCGCGGUCAAAGGAAGAAGAUGCGAAGAAGCUGGGCGCGGAUGGCUUCAUUGCGACCAACGAGGACGACUGGGAAAAGCCACACAGAUUUUCCUUCGACUUGAUCGUCAACUGCGCGAAUUCCUCCAAGGGAUUCGAUCUGGCCAAGUAUCUAAGCCUAAUGGACGUGCAUGCUCCAUUCGUCAGCGUUGGUCUGCCGGAGGAAGCUGGCCAGGAGAUCAAGGCUCAGAACUUGCUUUCCAACGGUGUUCUGAUCGGAGCCAGUCACCUGGGUAGUAGACGGGAGAUGUUGGAGAUGUUGCAGCUGGCGGCCGACAAGGGAAUCAAGAGCUGGGUGGAGGAGAUCGAUAUCGGCGAGGCUGGGCUCAAGGAGGCGGUUACGAGGCUGAAGAAGAAUGACAUCAAAUACCGGUUCACACUAACUGGAUAUGACAAGGCUUUCGGGGCGUAA
Exophiala aquamarina CBS 119918 is the source of this 1092-nucleotide messenger RNA. RefSeq names its product alcohol dehydrogenase (NADP+). Bases 1 to 1092 code for a protein of 363 amino acids. The record is from RefSeq and is a predicted model, not a curated record. Gene Ontology annotation, molecular function: alcohol dehydrogenase (NADP+) activity. The transcript is spliced from 3 exons. Gene Ontology annotation, biological process: alcohol metabolic process. NCBI's taxonomy places the organism in Eukaryota, Fungi, Ascomycota, Eurotiomycetes, Chaetothyriales, Herpotrichiellaceae.